AUGCACUUCCCAGCAUCCAAAAUCAUCGUCAACAAAAGAGCAGCAGAACAACAAUGUUUAUCCAUCCUCCAAACCUGCACUACACUCCUUAAUCUCAACCAAAUUCAUGCACAGAUUUUCAAAUUGGGUCUCCAAGACAACCAACUAGUCCUCACCAAAUUCACUUCAACAUCAUCCGAUCUCAAUGCCAUUGACUACGCUUCAUCCAUCCUAUUCUCUCCGGAUGCUAAAACACAUCUCUACGAUACUUUCCUUUACAACACCGUCAUUAGAGCUUACGCGCAAACCCAUCAAUCCAAGAUCACAGCUGUUGAUAUUUACAAAACCAUGGUUUGGAAUGAUGUUACCCCUAAUAAGUUCACAUACCCAUUUGUCCUCAAGGCCUGCGCGGGUGUCGGGAGGUUACGUUUAGGCGAAUCUGUUCAUGGUAAGGUUGUGAAGUUUGGGUUUGAUGAGGACAUACAUGUCUUGAAUACUAUGGUUCACAUGUAUUGUUCUUGUGGUGGGGUUGAGAAUGCACGAGUAGUGUUCGAUGAAAUGCCUAAGUCGGAUUCUGUAUCCUGGAGUGCAAUGAUCGGUGGGUACGCACGCAUGGGAAAGUCAACCAGUGCUGUUGAGUUGUUUAGGGAGAUGCAGAUUGCUGGGGUUAAACCCGAUGAGAUCACCAUGGUUUCUGUUCUCUCCGCCUGUAGUGAUUUAGGCGCUUUAGAGCUUGGAAAGUGGGUGGAAAACUAUAUAGAAAGAGAAAAGAUUCCAAAAAGCAUCGAACUUUCUAAUGCCCUUAUUGAUAUGUUCACUAAAUGUGGCGACAUGGAUAAAGCUUUAAGGCUAUUCAAAACCUUGGAUCAUAAAACCAUUGUUUCUUGGACUUCUGUGAUUGUGGGCAUGGCAAUGCAUGGACGUGGGUUAGAAGCUGCUUCAUUAUUUGAAAAAAUGAAUCUUUCUGGGGUCCCACCAGAUGAUGUCACUUUUAUCGGGUUGCUUUCAGCUUGUAGUCAUUCAGGUUUAGUCAACGAAGGCCAAAAGUACUUUGACUCCAUGACUUCAAACUUCCAUAUAAAACCCAAAAUCGAGCAUUACGGAUGCAUGGUUGACCUUUUCAGUAGAGCAGGAUUAGUCAAAGAGGCACUAGAUUUUGUUACCAAAAUGCCCCUUGACCCAAACCCGAUAAUCUGGAGGACGUUGACCGCUGCGUGUCGUCUACACGGUCAACUCAAUCUCGGUGAAACCAUCACAAAAAAAUUGAUCGAAUACGAGCCGUUGGAUCAAUCUAAUUAUGUCUUGCUUUCGAAUAUAUACGGGAAAAUGUCCGAUUGGGAAAAGAAAAAGAAAAUCAGAGACAUGAUGGGCGAAAAGGGAAUAAAAAAGAUUCCCGGGAGUACAAUGAUAGAAUUAGACAACAAGAUGUAUGAAUUUGUUUCGGGUGAUAGAACACAUGAUUUAGAUAAAGAGAUUCAUGAGAUGAUUGAUGAAAUGGGGUGGAAGAUGAAGAUGGCUGGAUAUGUUGCUACUACUUCAGAGGUGUUACUUGAUAUCAAUGAAGAGGAUAAAGAAGAUGCUUUGAAUAGACAUAGUGAAAAAUUAGCUAUUGCAUUCGCGCUUUUGAAAACGCCACCUGGCACUCGUAUACGCAUUGUGAAAAACUUGCGUGUUUGUAGCGAUUGUCAUUCGGCAACAAAGUUUGUUUCCAAGAUUUAUAAUCGGGAGAUUGUUGUUAGAGAUAGAAAUAGAUUUCAUCACUUUAGAGAUGGGAUUUGUUCAUGUAAAGACUUUUGGUGA
Messenger RNA from Lactuca virosa, 1779 nucleotides. Lineage: Eukaryota; Viridiplantae; Streptophyta; Magnoliopsida; Asterales; Asteraceae. The record is from the annotation of a GenBank genome assembly.